AUCGUUAUCAAUUUACAAACGAGAACUAGUUUAUUGCAUCAGGCUUAGGCAACGUUUUGCCGGAAAAACAUCCUAAUUAAGUAAAAAGAAAUGUCUGCAGUUAGACAGUUUGCCUACAAGGGCAUGCAAGUAACGCAUUUAUCCGGGGCAUUUGGUUCCAAGGUUUCUUUACGAAAAAUGUCAACAAAUUCAAAGCCAGUUCUGUACUCUUUUUGGUCAAGUUCCUGUUCUUGGAGACUUCGCAUAGCACUGGCACUUAAGGGAAUAGAUUACGAUAUUAAAGCCACUUCCUUGUCAAAGACGGCCAACGAACAUGUCUAUACCUCGGAAUAUAGGGAAGUAAAUCCCAUGCAAAAGGUUCCGUCCUUGAAAAUUGAUGGACAUACGUUGUGCGACUCAGUGGCUAUAAUGCACUAUUUGGAGGAAACCCGUCCUCAACCGCCACUUCUUCCUCAGGAUCCGGUAAAGAGAGCUAAGGUCCGUGAAAUUGUGGAGCUCAUUUGCUCCGGUAUUCAACCACUGCAGAAUAUUACGGUCCAGGAGCAUCUGGGCAAUGAUCUGGGACUAGAGUUUGCUCAGCAUUGGAUAAUUCGAGGUUUUCAAGGUUUAGAGAAGGUGGUUUCCCAAUCAGCGGGUAAAUUCUGUGUGGGAGAUGAGCUCUCUAUGGCCGAUAUUUGCCUGGUGCCUCAAGUUCGCAAUGCAAGGAGAUACAAGAUUGACCUGAGUCCGUAUCCCACCGUAGUUCGCUUGUAUCAAGAAGUUCAGGAAAUGGAAGCAUUUAAGUCUACUCAUCCCAGUACUCAGCCAGACUGUCCACCAGAAUUUCUUAAGAAAUAAUCAAAUCUCUAGAAAUAUUCAAAUCAAUUGAUAACAACAUUCUUGUAGCAUUUAUAUAUAUUAGGUAUUAUAAAAAAAACUUUUGUAGACCCCCAACCAAAUGGAAGUGAAACUUCAUUGAAUUAUAAUAUAAUUUUUAUUAGUUUUGUCAGUUUUAUAUAAUCGUUCUUAAAUGUGUAAUGUGUAAUUCACGUAAUUCAUUUAUGUACCGUCCUAACUUUGCAUUUCUAAUUUUCCAUCCUGGAUGCGGAUCUUUAUAAUGUUUCUGUGUAUGUAGUAUGCACUUAUUGGCUUUCCUGGUUGGAGUGUUUCUCUGUGGUUGUGUCUGCCUCUGUGUGUGUGUGUGUGUAUAUAUGUAUUCAACAAAUUUUACUAUAAAUACUAUUACAUACAUACAGAUGCGCCGGACGCAUUACAUAACAUAACCAUUACAUUCGAUAUACAUGCAUGUUCCGUACUGUAUCGUAGUAUCUAACAUCGGUUCCGAUCGAUCGCCUACCUAGCUUAGCUUUCAUUUAUUGUUGGCCUUAGUUCGCCGUUUACCGUUACCAUUUCGGUUUUAGCCGCAAUCUGAAUUAUAAUCUUCCUUGGUUUUGGUUUUGGUUUUUCUUCGAGUAUGAUUCACUUGGGGUUAUAUAGCUAUGUAUAUAUAUGUAUGUAGAGAGGAGUAACUGUUUGCAUACUUUUCGUUCGCAAUUGUACAAGUUUUCUUAUCGUUUGUUUAAUUGCAAAAAUUAUGUUUUUCGAUUGUUAAAACUUGAAUGAGCUACUUUAAAGAAUCUUCUUGUAGGGAUACCUUUUGAUUUAAUUGUUUAAAGAUUUCACUAGACUAUUUUUUUCUGUUACUUGUCUUGCAUUUUGUUUGGUUUUUCUCUUCGUUUCUUUUUCAAAUCUAUACCUCGUAAAAUUAAAAAUUGAGAAUUGAGAAAUAAAGAAAACCUACUUGCUUUUACCGUGGUUAUGUGUGAUCUUUUCCCAUUGCGAUUUUCAAAUGCUAAAUGAAUAAAUCUAUAAAAUCGUUUGCUUUGCUACUUGAUUUUUAAAAAACUUCAAUUGAUUAUACUUUGUAAAUAGAGCAUAACUAAAUAUCGUUGAUUUCAAUUUGCAUUUAUUUGGUUUACUUCAAUUGGGACUCGCACGUUCCCAUAUUUUGGGUUCGUUUUGCACUCAGAAAGGGAUUUGGUUUGCUAAAAUUGAUUUAAAUAUUUUGCUAAUAUGUAUAAGUAAAACUUGUUUCUCUGCGCAAUGUGUUUUCGUUCUCAUUACGGCUAUUUAAACAACUUUCGCUACGUUCUCCACAAUGUUUUUUGGGCAAACUGAAUUGCUGGAUUUGUUUGCCUUCUGUUUGGUUUUGUUUUGUUUUAUGGAGCCAUAAUUUCUUUCGCACCUAGGUUAAUAUUACAUUUGCUUAGCCUAUUUAGGCGGCACUGUAUUUACAUACAUUUAAAUACUCUAUAUACGUUAAUUUGUUUACACCUUCCGACUUCAUUUCUCAUUUUGUCAUUAUUAUUAUCACAGUCAAAUCAUAAAAGAUUUAGUACUUUUACUUUUGAAUGAGUUUCCAUGAUGUUUGCUUUUGCUAAUGUUCCGCGCUUUCGAAUGACCAUCGAUCAGUGUCAAUAUCAUAUUUAUUAAUUCCUGCCUAUAUUAUAAACCUAUUGAGAGAUCGAAAAGUGUUCUGCUGCUGCUCGUAAUUCCUAUAGUGUGCAACGGAAUUUGACGUUGAGUGAAGAGUGUGUGCUAGUGUUUCGAAAGGAUCUUCAAGGAGUUUCCUUUCGGAGACUUCGAAAGUAAUGCUAUCGAAUCAAUUAUUUUACUUGGAACCUCUAAUCGCUUGUAUAAAAUAAGAACUCCUACAUGUUGAGCGAAAUGUUGGACUUUCGGGGACCUGUUGCUGUUGAUAUUGGCCAGAUAUCGUGAAGGCCGUAAUUUCUAUGUAACUUUUGUUUCUGUUUCUGUUUUCUAAGGUACUCACGUAUGCAACUUCUUAGGUUGGUUGGUUGACAUUUGAGAAAGUGUUUAAGUGAAGAAGACGCGAAAAUUCGGCUUUUUACUUGUUACGAUCCGAAAGUUAAUAAUCUUUUUGUUUGCCGUUAACUAUUUUUGUACACUGAAUAAGAUUUCAUUUAUAAACGACUUCACUAUGACUGUGAUGCAGUUUUAUGAGUUAUGACUUAGGCUAGGAUCAUUUAACGUCAUUAUGUCUACGCUUUCCUCCAUCGCUUUCUAUUCGUUCGAUCUUUGAGAGAGUUUAAAAUCUUUUCGGCUACUUUACAUAUUUUUUUGAUGCAGACCCAUGUGUGCUAAAUGAACUGUGCCAAAUGGAAAUAACGCUGGUAAAUAAAUAAUUUGGGGUCCGUGCCGAACUGCACUUUUCAAUGGUAUUCUCUUUUUUUGUUUUUUUUUUUUGGAAAGUGAGGUCCUGCACGGACCUUUUUUUGGGUACUGGGUUCUUUGUUUCAAUCGUUAAACCGCUUUUAUUUGCUCGAAUUAAUUAAUAUUAGAUUUAUUUAUCACACUAACGACUACUUUUUAUACUUUUAGUGUAUGUGUAUAUAUAUAGUAUUUAAUAUUUUACUAAUGUUGUAUGCUUCUGUUGUGGUUGCUGAAUGAACGUCUCCGCAGCCGCAGCCGCAGCCGGUCGGCCAAUCCGAUAGAUUUAUACAUACAAUGCUAUAUGAGGUUAUACUUUAUGAUUCAGUUAGUUCUCCGAUUCCUCGACCUAUCAAUGAACCAGCAAGGUUCUUUCUGUUCGACUGCCGUCUUCGCUUACGAUUCAAUAUUCAAUGUAGGUAUACAUACAGGUAUAUGUAUGAAUAUGUUAUGGGUGUGUACAUUUAUAUAUAGAAUGCAUACGCAUCGUAAUGUUUAAUUGUUCUAAUAACAGUGUGGGUGGCAAAGCAUAACAAAUUAUAGUUAAAGUUACUCUCGUCCCUCGCUCUUCUCCGCUUUAAGUAUGCAGUUAUGUAUGUAUGUUAUAUAUGUAUGCACUAUACGAGAUUUGAUUGAUAAAUUGAACUCCUCUUUACAUAUUUGUAUUUUAGCAACAUACGGAUUUCGAAGGGCGAACUGCCCGCCACUUCCCUUCUUAAUUUGUUGUUCUUGUUUUUGUUUUCUCUUUAAAUGUUCAAAGUCGAAUUUGAAUUACUUUAGAUAUUUAUGUACUGUAUGUAUAUAGUUAAUAAAAGUUGCUUUUAUGUUUACUACUUUAACACUAAUAGACUCCGUCGUUGAAAUAACAGCUGUAUUACUUUCUCUUUCCCUUUCUCUUCCUGUUUAUCUACCAUCUAUCGUUUCCUCUUCCGGUUGUUAUUGUUAUAGAUGCCUUUCAAUAAUUUAAUAAAACUCCUGAACUCCUAAAGCGAACUCAAUGUCCUUCCAAAGUUACCUAGUUUCGUAUGAUUGCAGUGGAUAGUUGGUGUUUUUUUGGGAGGAGGGGUGGCGAAAGAGGGUGAGUUGCAUGACAAUGUGCCUGAUAAGUGGGUUCUUUGUGGGUGCCGAUGGCAGUAACAGUUGUAUAUCGAUGGUGAGCACAAAGCUAAUGGUGCAACUUGGUUUUUUGGGGCAGACUGUGCUAGGGCCACCCACUUACCAAAUCUUUUUUUUCGAUUGUGGGUCAGCGUGAAGCUUUUUUUGUACAGCAAAUAACAAACGCAUUCAAACAAUAAAAUCCAAACAAGCAUAAACACGUCGAAAGCGGGACGCAGGAUCCCCGAACCGAUAGGAUCAGAUCUGACCUACAUCCGAUCGGCUCGUGACCCCCUGACCUCCAUCUUCCCUUCGUCACGCCCCCUCAGCCUCGAAGAGGUUGUUGUUGUUCUGGUUGUUGUCGUUGUUGGAUCACGAAUCGGACAUUUCUGAUUAACGGAGUGGGGGAAUCGGCAAGGACCUCUUUGCAGCGAAUACGUAUGCAUAUGGGAAAAGUUGAAGGGGAAAAAGGGGGAAGGGGGAGGGGGGUAAAGGGGGUUCGAGGACUCUCUUUCGGACUGUCCAUGCAUCGAUGAAUUGAGAACUUGAUUUCGGGGAUUGAUUUCUCUGGCUUUUCAAGUAAAGCUUUUCUUUCCUCUUAGUUGUCUCAUUAAAAAAUUAAUUAUUUCAUAAUUAAUUUCAAGUAUCGUUUGACUUCCUUUUAAUAAAUAUAUUUUUGCUUUGUUUUGUUGUUUUUCUCUUUUUGUUAUUUUUAAAUACAUAUCACAGAUCCAGUACAAAUAUAAGUAUAUAUAUUUGUGUUUAUUUCUUCUUCCUUCCUCUACUAUGUUUAGAUAUCAUAUAAAACUCAUACAUUAAACAUAACUCAGUGAGCACGCGCAAAGUGAUACUGAUAUUUAGUACGAAUGUGUGAAUGUAUGGGAGAGGUGUCUCAGGUGUGUGUUUGUCAGGUGUGCAUUCAUGUGUGUGUUUCAUGUGUGUAUGUGGGGAUUGUGAGUCAGUGUCUGUGUCUGCGAUAGAUAGGGCAUAGGGCAUAUAGUGCUUCGAUUCCGGGGGAUCGAUCGAUCUGACGCAAGGCGAAGAAGUCGAAAUAAAUGUUCGUUUGUUGUUGGAUUGGUAGGUUGAUUUUGGUUGAUUGGUUGACUGAUUGGCUGAUUGGUUGACUGGUUUUUGUGGGGUGGACGAAGGGGGAUCUGUGUUCUUAUGCUUGUUGUGAUUUUGGCUGUUGUUGUUCGUUAAGCUACGUUUCAAAGUUGUUUACUGUGGAAUUCUGCUGUUCUUAGACGGUCUAUUGCAUGUAUGUACUUCUCAAACUGUCUCGAUCUCUGGGCUCUUUUUCUUUAUGAUACUCAUAAAAUAAUAGGUCUAAAUAAAACACCAACAUCGUUAUCCUUAUUCAUUCCCCUUACGUUUUCGUUUUGUUUUCUUUUUUGGAUGUUAAUGCAUAUUUCAAGGCACACUAGCAUUUACGACUGUACUUUCAAAUUUACUCUCAUUUUGUUUCCAUAUUUCUCAUUAGUUUGCUUACAGAUCCUCUUUUCGUUUUGUUUUGUUUUUUUGUUUAUAAUUAUCUUGUGUUUUCCAUUCAUUUGAUUUUGUAUUUUAAUCGUAUUAUAUAAAUAUUGCACAAAUAAGAACAAUUGUAGGUAAGUUUUAACAAUAAUAGCAAAAAUUAAUAAGAACAACUUGUAACUUAAAUAUAUAGACUUAGCUUAGGAUUGGUUGCCGUUGUGGUUUGUUUGUUUAUCCAUUUCAUUAUUUCACUACGGUGAUGAGCGUUUUCAGUGAUUGGAUCGAAAUUGAAAUUGAAAUUGAAAUCGAACUGAGCAAAAAAGUGGUUGACUGAUUGGCUGAUUGACUGAAGCCUGGACUGACUGGCUGAUUGAGUUGAUUUUGGUUUUGGUUUGAUUGGUCAUGAUAAUGUUGUAGACUGAUUUUGGAUUGGGGGAGUCUGGUUUGGUUGGGUUAGUGGUGGUGCGGCGCUUGUGGGUGGUUGGGUGGAUGGGUGGUUGGCAAAUGGCGAAGGUGGUGGUGCGCAGGGCGCUCCAAAUUAAACACGAAAUAAACGUUGCAGGUUUUUAUUGUUGUUUUUGUAAUCAAAUUUUAUUUAAAUUUCGUUUCAUCUUUGUUUAUUAAUCGAAAAGAAGUGUUAAACUAAAUUAUAUGUGUAAGGAAUAAAGUAAAUAAGAAAAAUUUCAUUACAAGUAAGGCAUUUCUCUCUCUGUAGGUGAGUGGUGUUCGUAUGGGUACUUUUGUCCUUGUGUGUGUGUGUUGUGUUGUGUUCGUGUGUAUAUAUGAAUUGGGAAAUUUUCAAAUGUGAUGUUAACAUCUUUUGUCUUUACACUGCGUUUCUAGAUAGAUAUGUACAUACAAUCGUCGUGAAAUGUUCGUUGAAAUAAUGUUUAACAAUUGCACAAUACUUAAAGUUAACAAGGGAAAUUGUUUGGUGGAUUGUCUGUUUCGACGAAUGAAGAAACCCCUAAAUGAAUGCUUUAAUGUGAAUAUUUUACAAAGAAUCUGUGUCUGUUUUGCUAAGGUUUUUCAUAUGUUUUCUUGUUUUUGUCUUUAAGAUACUUGUGAUGCAUUAGGUGAGAGAAAAUGUAAGACUUAAAAUUAGAAUGUAAGAAACAAAUGUGCUAAAUUUACCAAAGAUGUGGUUAACAAACGCAAAAUGACAAAAAAAAAGUAAGGGGUGCAGUUCUCAGACUGGCAACUAACAAAUCGCAAUGUGUUUUUUCAUAAAUAAUAUAUAUAAAACAAAAGAUAUAAGGAGUAACAAAUCGGGAGCACAAAAUCAAAACCAAAAGGAGACUCACGUGCGCGCGCAACACAUUAACACCACUCGAUCCGAUCCGAUCGGAUCAGAUCGGAUCGUCUAUAAAACUAAACAACAUUAUCAUGAUCAACAUCAACUGUGUUCAUAUACAGAGGUCGGGCUGCAGACUCGUAGGUGGAUAUAGUAGGUAUAUAUAUAUUAACAGCGAUAAGCAAUUAUGGAAGGGGCAACAACAGAGAACAGAUAGAA
Drosophila ficusphila is the source of this 7291-nucleotide messenger RNA. Its product is annotated as probable maleylacetoacetate isomerase 1. Gene Ontology annotation, molecular function: maleylacetoacetate isomerase activity; glutathione transferase activity. Gene Ontology annotation, cellular component: cytoplasm; mitochondrion. The transcript has 3 exons. The record is from RefSeq and is a predicted model, not a curated record. NCBI's taxonomy places the organism in Eukaryota, Metazoa, Arthropoda, Insecta, Diptera, Drosophilidae. The coding region runs from base 91 to 837 and encodes 248 amino acids. Gene Ontology annotation, biological process: L-phenylalanine catabolic process; glutathione metabolic process.